AUGGAAAACGAGAAUACAGCUUACAAGGCCGUGGUAAAUGACGCCACCAUCUUCAAACUGGAACUGCCAACCAAACAGAAGGGUGUUGGUAUGAAGACUCAGCCGGAGUCCAAGUGUCCGGAGCUGCUGGCUAACUACUGUGACAUGCUGCUAAGGAAAACCACGCUCAGCAAGAAACUCACCUCAGAGGAGAUUGAGCUCAAGCUCAAAGAAGUGCUGCUGGUGUUGAAGUACGUUCAGAAUAAAGACGUGUUCAUGCGUUACCACAAAGCACAUCUGACCCGGCGCCUGAUUCUGGACAUUUCAGCAGACAGCGAGAUUGAGGAGAACAUGGUGGAGUGGCUGAGAGAGGUAGGAAUGCCUGCUGACUAUGUGAACAAGUUGGCCAGGAUGUUUCAGGACAUCAAGGUCUCAGAGGACCUCAACCAGGUCUUCAAGGAGAUGCACAAACACAACAAGCUCGCACUACCAGCGGACAGUGUGAACAUUAAGAUCCUGAACGCUGGAGCGUGGUCCCGCACCAGUGAGAAGGUGUUCGUCUCUCUGCCCACGGAGCUGGAGGACCUGAUCCCUGAGGUGGAGGACUUCUACAAGAGGAACCACAGCGGCAGGAAGCUGCACUGGCACCACCUCAUGUCCAAUGGCAUAGUGAGUGAGCAUUUCUACAGACACACAGAAUACAUGCAGAGACACACCCUCUGAACCCUCUGAAGUCUA
Molecule: messenger RNA, 717 nt
Organism: Notothenia coriiceps (black rockcod)
Lineage: Eukaryota; Metazoa; Chordata; Actinopteri; Perciformes; Nototheniidae
Product: cullin-5-like
Exons: 6
Coding region: 1-702 (233 amino acids)
Biological process (GO): ubiquitin-dependent protein catabolic process
Molecular function (GO): ubiquitin protein ligase binding
Source: RefSeq, a predicted model, not a curated record